Messenger RNA from Diorhabda sublineata, 4804 nucleotides. RefSeq lists its product as uncharacterized. The coding region runs from base 358 to 1020 and encodes 220 amino acids. Gene Ontology annotation, molecular function: GTPase activity; GTP binding. The record is from RefSeq and is a predicted model, not a curated record. The transcript has 5 exons. NCBI's taxonomy places the organism in Eukaryota, Metazoa, Arthropoda, Insecta, Coleoptera, Chrysomelidae.
AUGAUUAAUGUGGAAGGAGCAAAGGUAACGUAAUCAAAACCAUCGAACCAUAAAUGUUAUCGACCGAAAAUCGCAAUCUAAGUAUCAGUAAUUAUUCUGUGUGAAAAUGAAUAAGAUUUUAUAAUACACUUGACUUAUUUUAGUAUUGUUUAAAACCAUCAAAUAAUUCGCGUUACCUCAAGUAUUUCCCACAUGCAUGACUAAUGUGUGGUCCACACUGUCACUGUUGUCAGUAGACUGGAAUCAUCUGAUUCACGUAAACAGAGGAAAUAAAACGAGAAAAGUGUGGUUUUUCUUAAGAAUCUUGAAUGAAAAUUUUUAAAUUUGUGUGUUUUCGUAAACAGAUGUUUAUUAAGUAUGAAACAUAUUGUUGGAAAAGUUGUUUUGCUGGGACAUCAAGGUGUUGGUAAAACCGCAACUGUGACGAGAUAUGUCGAAAAAUCUUUUAGUCAACAAACAGCUCCCACAGUGGGAGCAUCAUUUUUUACUUGUAAAGUGAAUACUGAAGACCAUUUAGUAACGCUGCAGAUAUGGGACACUGCAGGUCAAGAGCGUUUCAAAGCAAUGGCGCCCAUGUUCUAUCGGAAUGCAAAUGCUGCUUUAUUAGUAUUUGAUAUAACAUCACAACCAUCUUUUGAAAGCAUAAAAAUGUGGGUACAAGAGCUGAAAGGAAACGUUUAUGAACAAAUGGUGCUGUGUGUAGUAGGCAAUAAAAUUGAUUUAAACGACCAAAGACAAGUAACACGCGAAGAGGCAUUAGCUUAUGCAAACAGUAUAAAUGCAAUAUAUUUAGAAUCGUCAGCGAAGACUGAUUAUGGCAUUGGUAUGGUUUUUGAAAAAAUUGCUCAAGGACUGUUGAGGUUACAAGGUCUCAAUUCAACGCUUAAAGUAUUUGAAGAUGAUAUGAUGGCGAAAUCGAGUGAAUUAGAACCAACCGACACAGCAAAAGAAGAAACUGUAAAUAUUAGUAUAAAAAAUAUUGCUCAUGGUGAUAGUGUUAACCGUAACGGUUGUUGUUGAGGAUAUUGUUAUUAAUGUAUGAAAUUAAAAAAAAAAGAUAACUAGACAUGCAUACAAUUCACAAUUACUGAUAUGAAAUUUGGUUUGUCGAAAUUGUUGAUUUUUUUAAAAAACAAUUUGAAAAUCAUUUCAAUCAGUAUAAUAAAUAUUCAAAGUCACUCAUUCAUGUGAAUAUAAUUUGAAAAAAAUUCAUCGUGGUCAUAAAAAAUUCUAUCAAAAAAGUACAUUAUCCUGGAAUUUUAUAUCUGUAGUAUAUAUUCACUUUUUCUCUCCAAAAGUUGACCCUUCCUAUAUACAAAGUGUUUAUAAAUUCUGAGAGACUCACUUACAAUAUAAUUUCUUUGCGAGAUUAGUAAAAUUAAGUUGCAAUGUUUUUAUUUUCAAAUUUGAGUGAAUUAAAAUAUUCUAAUUUCGCAAAGGACUCACCCGCUGAUAUUUUUCAAAAAUCUUGUUACAUUACAAGGGGGUGAAAUUAGCAUCUUUUAUAACAUACAAAUUUUUUUUUGUAAAAUGAAAAUCUAAUUGAAAAUAUUUUGUUGAAAACACUUCUUGAUAUAAAAUUUUUUUUCCGUAACAAUUUGGCAUUUAAUGAUUGUUAAGAAGGCAAAUAACAUUUUAUAUUUCAUAAGUCAGAAGAAAGAUUUAUCAAAUUCCAUAUGGACAAUCACCUCCUAAAUCUUUCAACAUAAAUUUAGAAAAGCACUGUAUAUAUGGUUGACAUUACAAGUGUAGAAAUCUUGAAGUCCAGUUGGAUAUUGACUGUAACCUCGUCAAAUCUUGUCAAUUAUAAGUCACAAAGUCUUGUCAGUUUUUUUGUGUUUUUUUGCUUUUGGUUAAAAAAUACUGUUCCGUAUCAUUAGGGCUUGUGAUCUGCCUGGUAUCUCUUCUAUCUCUUUCCUCUACUAGACCUACUUCAGGCAUAACUUCGCGGAGGGAGGAUCUAGCUAUACAGUUCUUCCAUCAGUUGCUUCUUCAGUUAUGAUUUUGCUCCUUCCCCCUUUACAUUUCUUCAAAGGGAUACUUCCUCACACCUCAGCGGCGAAGGUGCUCGUUGAUGUCCAGACAGUUUGCGUUGAUAACAUAGCCUUCAACAUAUUUUCAGGCGUCCCUACUACUUCGGCUACUGCGGCUUAUCAGGUGGUUUCUUCCUGCACGGGUUGGGCACUCCGGAGAAUCCUCAUGUUUGUGUCCAGAGAGCAUCUGGAUAAAACUUGCCAACGACCUAUGCUGUCCGUUCAUCUCUCCUCAACUCUUCGCCCAGCGUGGUAGAUAAACAUACUGCGUGCUCGGAUACUUUGCUGGCAACUCUCAGGACACUCAACCGAAAACUGAAGUGACCCUCCUUACUGGUUCCUGCGUUUGUUAUGUGCUCUUCUUCUCUAUUUUGGAUCUCCUAAGUUCGGCAUAAGACGAGAUAAGAUGUCCCUUACUGCAGAGGCUUUUCCGCUCAAGAUGUUUACUUGGGCCUUGAAAUUUAGUUUGGCAUCAAUUAUAGCUCAUUUUAUUGGAUAAAAGGUUGGGAUGUGAUCUCCUGCUCCCCGACAUGCAAUUCCAUUCCUGCUGAUAAUAAAUAUAGCAUCUGUUUUGUGCUCUUCCGCUAGUUUCAGGUCGACUGUGUGAAUCCACAUUUUCAAGGACUGUGGUGCUUUGCUACAAUUAUUAUGGUCAUAUCGUCCGCAUAAGCUACGAGGCUCGCCUUCCCCGGUAGUAUCAGCUUUAGUGGCCCAUCAUACAGGAUGUUCCACAAGGGAGAACCUAGAACUGAGUCUUGAGAUACCCCUCCAAUGACUUUGUACUCCUUGAGAAAAGUCUUAUUAGUACCUCUAGAUAUCUGAUGAGGAAUGUAGGUGAUAAGAAAAGGUUUCACUUCGUGAAAUAGAAGAACUUCGCCGAAACAUAAAUUGGUCCUUAAAUAAAUAAAAGUAUAAUUUUGUAAAAAUCAAAAACAAUGAUAUUGGAAAAAAGAAAACCAAUUUGAUUAUCUUAAUUUUUUAUCCCUUUUCUUAAACAUUGAAUUUUCUCGGUUUUAGGUUUAAACGAGCGUAUUUUCUUUUUCAUUAAAAUCUCACUCAAGGGAAAGAGUAUUUCUAUUUCAUUCCAUUUUUAAAACCGUCCAAUAUGGCACACUUCUCAAUUAUGGGUAAAGUUUUGUGUGUGUUUUGUUUUGGCGGUGGAACUAUUGUUAUAACCUCCAAAAACACGUGGCUCUCGAGUAACGUCUACAUGCAAGUACAUUUCAUAAAUAGGGAUAAAAUAUAAGAUGAGCACUCAUUCAGUAAGAUUAGCCAGUGUACUGAAUAUUGAGGCUCUACUUUAUUAUUUGGGAUGGCUGUAGCUGCCAGAUCUUCGUCUUCUAUUUCAUACGCUCCUAGGUGUAGUGCUCUGGAGUUCCGUAGUGUUUUACACUUCAAGAGAAUGUGGAUAGAGGCUUCUGUCUCUGCGCAACAGAAUCUGCCCGUUACAUUAUCUGCUAAGUCUAACGUCUUCAGAUGUCCAUUGAGGCGACAAUGCCCCGAUAGGACUCUUGUAGUAUUCAUAGGUUGUUCUUACUUAUGCUGAUACUUCUGAUCUGAUCUUUCUUGUCUGGUUAAAGGUACCCAGGAGAGUCUUGGUCUGUCUCAACUUCUGUAGAUUGUCCCAGUAACUGGUUGGCUCCUAUCUACCUUCUUUUCCAAUGGUUCUAUUGUUCUGUAGCUGAUUCUACAGAAGGGUUCAGGUCCAAUGAAGAGUCUGAUGUCUGUCCCUACUUUAUCGAGUCUGUGAGCUAUUUCAUUUACCUCCACUUUGGUGUGACCCGGAAUCUAUUGGUAAUCCUAAACGAGUUUCGAUUUUAUGAUAUUGGAGCUUAGAGCUCAGGAUUUCGGGGUUCUAGACCCGUACACUCCUAUUCCAGGUCUGUACCAUUUAAUAGCAUUUCUGCUUAUUUUUCGUAUGGUGUUUUGAUCUCACUUACUGCUACAGCUUAGUAUUGAGGUCAUUUUUUCUCAAAGCUGAACAUUUUUGGUUUUCCAUCCUAAGGCAUAAUUCAGAUUUUGUUUGGUGUUUUUUCCUCCACGUUUUCCAACCCUAUAUGGGGAGGUGUGGGAUUUAGUGUACCUUUUGGGCAUGACGUCAUGACUUGGCUGCACAUAUGGAAGCCAGUCUUUGUACCUUCGAGAGAUUGUUCCUCGUGGUAUUUAAACUAGUUCUAGUAGUGAUCCUUGUAAAUCAUCAUCAUUGCUUCAUAUCAUAUCCUUUUUUCCUGGUAAUUAAGACUAUAAGCUAGAUAUUAUAUUCCUAUUUUUAUAUUUAUAUGUUAGAAUGUUACUAAAUGACAAUAUCCACAGCAUCUAUAUUAGUUAAUGAUAUAAUUUGUAUAAAAAAGAUCUCAUGCCAUUGUUAUGGUCUAAAUUUAUACCAUGAAAUUUUUAAUAUUAUUUGUAAGUUAAAAAUUACUAUUGAUCUAUUAAAUGAGUCACAUUAUCUAUUUUACUAAAUUUUUUUGCCUGAUACAAUGAAAAUAAGACAGUAUUUCUAUUUUAACUUUUUAUUUUAAUUUUAUUGGAAAUAGUAGACAAUAACAAUAAUUUUAUAAAGUAUUGUCGUAGAAUUUAAUGUAUAAGUUUAAAUUGUAAUUACAGAUUAAAUUCAUUUUAAUCAAUCAAAUUGUGAACUGUACUUAAGGUGCUUUUUUAAUAUUUUUAUAAGAAUACUUAAAAGAAAACAUAUAUCGGUAUAUGUUUUCUUGCAUUAUGAAUUAAAUGUAUCAUAUAACUAAUAAAUUAUUAAUUUCUUAUUUCUUAAA